Messenger RNA from Bipolaris zeicola 26-R-13, 324 nucleotides. RefSeq lists its product as uncharacterized. The record is from RefSeq and is a predicted model, not a curated record. The coding region runs from base 1 to 324 and encodes 107 amino acids. NCBI's taxonomy places the organism in Eukaryota, Fungi, Ascomycota, Dothideomycetes, Pleosporales, Pleosporaceae. The transcript is spliced from 2 exons.
AUGGCCGACGAGAACUACGAGGACGAUAUUUUUGACGAUCUUUAUGACGAUGAGCCCAGGUCGCAGCAAGCCCCAGCGGCAUCUGCACUUGCCCCCAAGGCCGAGCCAGAGCCAGCACCAACCGAAUCUGCGAGCGCGCCGCCUCAGGAUGCUACCCAGAAUCACAGCCAAAAUGCUGAAGCAUCUUGGCCAGCCCAAAAUGCGGCGGGCGAGGACACACAGAUGGGCCAAUCUGGUUUCAAUGCUGGAGGUGAACAGUCCUUUGAUAACGCACCUGCGGAAGAUGACAACUAUGGACCUAUAAACGUAAAAGAAGACGGGUAA